Molecule: messenger RNA, 4436 nt
Organism: Leptopilina heterotoma
Lineage: Eukaryota; Metazoa; Arthropoda; Insecta; Hymenoptera; Figitidae
Gene: C3G
Product: guanine nucleotide-releasing factor 2
Exons: 17
Coding region: 502-3975 (1157 amino acids)
Biological process (GO): Ras protein signal transduction; positive regulation of GTPase activity
Cellular component (GO): plasma membrane
Molecular function (GO): guanyl-nucleotide exchange factor activity
Source: RefSeq, a predicted model, not a curated record
CCACGCGUACCGGACGUCCAUAUAUCAAGUUCCUCUUUUCAACUUUCAAAAUAAUAUAUAUUUUUAUUAUUAUUCAUAGUGUCAGUGUACAUUGUGUCUUGUAAUUGUUACUAAAUAGCAUUUUCUAUAAAAGUUAUUUUUUCAUGAAUGAAAUGGAUCUUUGAAUGUACAGCACUUCGAGUAUAAACAUUUGUCACGUGUAUGCGACAUCUCAUGCGCUCGCAAUUUGCUGAUGCAUUAUUUUUAAAAUAGAUUGACAAUCGUUUUUCCAUUUAUAGAAAAAAUAUUUUAUUUACCGUGAUAUUUUAUCAAUUGAACAAAAAAAAAAAAAAAUUAAACUGGAAAAGUUUGCUAAUUUUUAGUGCAGCAGCAACUAACGGAAACUAUUCUUCCUUAGUAGUGAGAGAAGUUGAGGAGAGAUCGGGAGGAAAAGCGCGUGGCGGGAAGCUUGCGCGUCGGGCCCGUUCUUUCAAGGAGGACUUCCUGGAGAAAUUGUCACAAAUGCGUUCUCCAGGAGGUAGCACUGGAGGCGGUGGCAGUGCAGCCGGUACCCGGGCGGCCUCACCCUCAUCUCCUCGCACUCCUCGUGACAAGACUGCAGCCACUGAGAAUCAGGACAAAAAUCCUCUUCGUGAUCUUCACAUACACGUUCGCCAGGUUCAAUUGGCCCUUCUGCACUUUCGCGAUGUCGUGUCGAAAAACAAGCUCGAGAUGCUUCCGGGAAACGGUACCAUCGUCCUGGAUACUGUCACGACAAUACACACUGUACUCAAGUCUUACCUCCUCUCCGAGAACAGCUCGACAUUGGGCUCGGCAACGAAUCAAGUGUACCAAGCACUGGCACAAUUGCUGAAACUUUGCGAUGACGUGUUGCUGCAUGGAGAUCAAUCUUCAGCUCUAGACACGGAGAAUGUUAAUCAUGUUAUUGGUCUGGUGGAGGAUGCUGUUAAAAAUCUAGUGACACUGGCGCAAGAGAAAAUUUCCAGUCGACAGAAACCUCCACCAGUUGCUGGGAGUAAUAAUAGAACGUCGGGAUAUAGUUCGGAAUUGACAGCUCAACGGAAUUCUCUACCUGACAUUCCACUGACACCGAGGGAGCGACAGAUUUUAGAACAGGCAGCGACAACCAGCAGCUUAGUUCGUAGUUCACACAGUUCUGAAUCAAUCCUUAGAGAUUCGAGUCCACCCCCGAAACCCCCUCUUCCUGAUAGAACAAUUUGCGUGUCAGAUGAAAAUAGUUCUUCGGGAACGCCGCCACCUUUGCCACCGAAAAGAAGAACUCGAACUGAACAAUUGAUAGAUGAAACUGAUGGUCUAUUGACAACCAGUCUCGAUAGGGUUUCAUUGCGCAGUAGAUCUCCUGAGGAUUCAUCGUCCCUUCUGAGUGCAUCAGCUGGAAGUUUAGAUUCGGCACUUAAUCAUUCACGGGACGAGGACGAAAUCCGAGCAAUUAUGGGACCAAACGAUGAGUCUCUUAACGACAGUAUGGAUCUUAGUUUAAUGGCGACAAUUCAAGGGAUGCAAGUUAAUGGAACGUCACAUUGCGGUUGUUGGGAAGGUUCGGAAACAAGUUUACCAAACACUAUGUUGCUAGGUCAUCAAACUCCACAAGAUAUUCUCGGUCCCUUUGCCGGAAUCGAGGCGAAAAUGGAACGACUAUCGACACAAACUCAAGAGUCUGGUUUUGUAUCGUUACAUUCGCAGAGAAGUUCUUCGCAAAGUUACACCACCUCGAGUAUUGCUUCGAAAAGAUCCUCUCAGCAAAGUAGUAUCAGCUACAAUUCACAGACAUUUAGUUCACAGCAGCAGCAACAGCAGCAGCAAUCGUUUUCACAGCAAAAGCUCACCACCACCACCGAUAAUAAUGGCACAGUUUACUCGCAAAAAACGAUAACUAGCUCAAAAAGUUCAGUCAGCACGACAAAUAUAACAAGCACUGGAGAUCCUUCACUCUUGGAGAAAUUGGUAAAUGAAAUUGAGGAUUGUUUAGCUGCUGAGGCGAAUGGCGUUCCGCCGGCGCUUCCGGAAAAACGAUCGAAACGCAGAAAAGAGCGACAUCCCUCGCAAUAUGACAAUGUGCCCGAAAAUGAACACUUGUCAACCUGCAGUCUUUAUAGCAACGGCGAUAGUUACGAUUCCAGUAAACCACCACCUUUGCCAAUCAAAAAACGACACAUGUUCCAAUCUGUGGCUUAUUCUGUUAUGGCGUACAUGGAAAUGUUUGGUAACAUUUCGAGUAACAACGAUUUUAAUUCGGAUUUGGAAACGAGACACUCAAUGGCAGCUUAUAAUUCAAUGCAAGCUGAAUGGCAGCAGCAAGAAAUGUCUCUUACAACGACGCAAUCUUGUUCUUUUAUGACACACACGUUGACAAGUUUGCACGACAGUUCGAGCAUUUCGAUCAACACGACACCAUCGAUAAAGGAAGUCGUGAGCAAUUCUAGUCUGCCUCCAGCAUUACCGCCAAAGAGAUCUCGUUCCAUGAAAUCAAACGUUACCCCACCUCCAAUUUCACCGAAACCAACUGUCAGCAUGCAAACUAUACAUAAACCAGAGACAAUUUCGACAUCGACUCCACUAAAGAUCGAAGAUUCCAAAUCUAUCCCGGAAUCUAAAUCUAUUACACCUUCCACUCCUGCUUCUUUGAAUAAUAAUUUACAUGCGGACAAUUCGUCGAGACCAGCGAGCGAUGCCCUGUCGAAUAUAUCUGUCGAUGAAAAUACACUUGAAUUACAUGACGUUGAUCAGGAUGACAGUAUUUUAGAUGAGCUGGAGAUAAAUAAUUGUCUCGUAUUCAAAAAAUCGGAGGAGGAUGGUCCCGAUAUUCGUGGUGGACUUCCGGAUGCUUUGCUAAUUCAUGCCACCAAAGCAAACAAACACGACGAAAAGGAAUCAGAUUUCUUGUACCAAGAAGCAUUUUUAACAACAUAUAGGACUUUUAUGUUGCCUCUGGAUCUAAUUAAAAAGUUACACAGGCGACAUCAACGUUUCUCCUGUUCUCCGGAUGUUGCGAAGCAACGAGCUGCAAGGGAGGCCUUCUCUCUCCUAGUCAGAGUCGUUAGCGAUUUAACAAUCUAUGAUCUCGAUGACAAACUCCUGCAGACAUUAAUGGAAUUUGUUCAACAAUUGGUGUGCAGUGGCGAUUUAACGAUGGCAAAAGCGUUGCGCGUGAAAAUAUUGGAAAAGCAUACAGCAAAGAAAAUGCAAUCGACACAGCCAAUUCUCUCGUCAUUAAGUGUCUCGACAAAACAAGCGUCAUUAUUGGAUUUUAAGAGUGAGCAAAUUGCCGAGCAAAUGACAUUACUUGACGCUGAUCUUUUUAUGAAAAUUGAAAUACCCGAGGUUUUAAUAUGGGCACAAGAUCAAAAUGAAGAGAGAAGUCCAAAUCUCACACGAUUCACGGAGCAUUUCAAUAAAAUGUCUUAUUGGGCAAGAUCGAGAAUAUUGGAGCAUCGUCUUGAAAAUGAGGCGAAGGAUCGUGAAAAAUAUGUUGUGAAAUUCAUCAAAAUAAUGAAACACUUGAGGAAAAUUAAUAAUUUUAAUAGUUAUCUCGCUUUAUUAUCGGCGUUGGAUAGCGCGCCAAUUAGACGACUCGAGUGGCAAAAACACAUUACCGAAGGAUUGAAGGAAUAUUGCGCUCUUAUCGAUAGUUCAAGUAGUUUUCGAGCAUAUAGAAACGCUUUGUCGGAAACACAACCCCCCUGCAUUCCUUACAUUGGUCUUGUCCUUCAGGACUUGACGUUCGUUCACAUUGGGAACAACGAUUUGUUGCCUGAUGGCUCUAUUAAUUUUUCAAAACGAUGGCAACAAUUCAAUCUUGUUGAGAAUAUGAAGAGGUUUAAAAAGUGCACGUAUCACUUUAAAAAGAAUGAGCGCAUUAUUGCGUUUUUCAAUAACUUCAGUGAUUUUCUCUGCGAGGACGCAAUGUGGCAAAUAUCCGAGAGCAUAAAACCAAGAGGCGGAAAGAAGUCAUAAACAAAAAUUGAAUCUAAAUUCUCUUCUUAAAGAAAAGAAGAAAUUAAAGCAAAAGAAAAGAAUUCCCCCGAAAGCGGCAAACAAUGCUCUUUUUAAAAGGUAUUAUUUUUUCCUUAUUAUUAUUUUAUUUACUAUAUAUUAUAUUAUUUAGAAAGCAAACGAUAAAAUUUAUUUAUCGUUCGUCAGAUAAAAAAUGAAACAAAAAAAAUCGGAAUUAUUCCCGAAUUCGAUUAUUUAACCGACCUCUAUGAGGUUGAAUUUGAAAUUCAGGUUUUUUUAUGAAAUCUCUAUAAAUAUAUGAAUAUAAUGAAAUACGCGUUCUUCGUGGAGAGAGAAACCUGAGAAAAAAGAAAAAAAUAUGUAGAAAAACGCCAAAAUACGAUCUCGCGCUCUUCGUUUUAAGCCUUUUGAUAUAGGGCUUUUGCGUAGAUAAAUAUUAAUGUUUUGCUUUAAAAAAGAAA